CAGCGGCCAGGCAUAUUUAAAUUCGCGGCAGAAUUCGAAGGGGGAGCAUAUAGGUCGUGUGAGAAGCUUGUAAUAAGAUUUGGAAUAACGCUCUUGACGUCUAUUAGUUUUUCCAUAUUCGAAGCUGCAGGCUAUGAAGCUUAUGGUACUGAAACUCCUAGCUUUCGUGUUCCUUUGGUUGUGGUGGAGUACUUGUAUUCAUGUUAAAGCAGAAAAUGAUCGUUUAAAGCCUGGUGAUUCACUGAAUUUUUCACAAUCACUAAUUUCUAAAAGCGGCAAAUAUUCAACAAUAAUUUUUCGUAUUCUUGAUGAGGAUGAAUAUCACUUAGGAAUACAGUCAAAAGAUAAAAAUUUUGAUUGGGUCGAAAUUAGAAAACCUUUUAGCAAGGAUUAUGAAUUUCUAUCACUAAACACCUCUGGCGUGCUGAAAAUAGAAUCUCGAUACGGGAACAAACCAAUAAUCCUUUAUUCUCCACCUCAAGCUAUCAAUAACACUAUGGCCAUCUUGUUGGACACAGGGAACUUUGUUCUUCAACAACUUCACCCCAAUGGGACAAACACUUUGUUGUGGCAGAGUUUUGAUUAUCCCAGCACUUUGAUCCCCACCAUGAAGCUAGGUGUUAAUCACAAAACAGGCCAUCAAUGGGUACUGGUUUCAUCUUUGACUGAUUUAGUUUUGAAUCCCGGUGCCUUUAGUCUUGAAUGGGAACCCAAGGGACAAGAACUGGUCAUAAGGAGACGCGGAAAAGUUUGUUGGCGAAGUGGGAAACUGAGAAACAAUAGAUUUGAGUACAUUCCGGAGGAAGCACAACGCAUGUUGAAGUAUACUAUUGUGUCUAAUGGGGAUGAAGACUCUUUCUCUUUCAACUCUACGAAUGACAAGCUUACACCACGGUGGUCUUUUAGUAGAAGUGGGCGGUUAUCUUGCAACGAAGGAUAUGUAAAGGCGGAUCUGUGUUAUGGAUAUAACAACACUGGAGGGUGCCAAAGAUGGCAAGAUUUACCAAAGUGUAGGAAUCCUGGCGAUUUGUUUGUGAAAAAGACUCUUUUCCCCGAUUAUGAAAAUGUAACUUUUGAAAUGAAUCCGGCUUUUGGCUACAGUGAUUGUGAGGCCAGUUGCUGGAGCAAUUGUAGUUGCGAUGGAUUCAGUGCAUUAUGGGUUAAUGAAACUGGAUGUACAUUCUAUCAUUGGAAUUCAUCGAAAAAUUUUGUUGACACUAGUGUUGCUGGUGUAGAGCUUUACAUGCUGGAGAACACAGGCAACAUAACCCCGCAUAACGGUACAAAAAGGUGGAUAUGGUUAAGUGCAGUAAUAGCAACUACUUUACUAAUAAUAUUCCUGUCCAUUCUGUGCCUAUUGAAGAAACGAAAAUAUUUGGGUCAAGAGAAGAAACGGAAAGAAAUGGUGAUGAAGAUGCCACAUUCUACAAUUUGUGAUGGGUUAUCUUCAAUCGAAGAUUUUGGAAAUGUUUUCAAAAAGGGACACGAGUUAAAUGUAUUUGAUUAUACAUUAGUUAUGAUGGCUACAAAUGGGUUUUCAUCUGAAAAUAAGUUAGGACAGGGAGGCUUUGGACCCGUUUACAAGGGAAUUCUGCCAACAGGGCAGGAGGUUGCUGUAAAAAGACUUUCAAAAACUUCUACACAAGGAAUUAUGGAGUUUAAAAAUGAACUAACACUUAUAUGUGAACUUCAGCACAUGAAUCUCGUACAACUACUUGGUUGUUGCAUUCAUGAAGAAGAGAAGAUUCUAAUUUACGAAUAUAUGCCCAACAAAAGCUUGGAUUUCUAUCUAUUCGAUAGUAGUAGAAGCAAAUUACUAGAUUGGAAUAAGCGCUUCAACAUAAUAGAAGGAAUUGCUCAAGGAUUACUUUAUCUUCACAAGUACUCAAGACUCAAAGUCGUUCACAGAGAUUUGAAAGCUAGUGUCAUACCCUAAUUUCGUCCGGGGACCUUUGCUUGAUGACAUGCGA
This is a messenger RNA of Glycine soja, 1970 nucleotides long. RefSeq names its product G-type lectin S-receptor-like serine/threonine-protein kinase B120. The coding region runs from base 134 to 1936 and encodes 600 amino acids. The transcript has 6 exons. The record is from RefSeq and is a predicted model, not a curated record. NCBI's taxonomy places the organism in Eukaryota, Viridiplantae, Streptophyta, Magnoliopsida, Fabales, Fabaceae. Gene Ontology annotation, biological process: protein phosphorylation. Gene Ontology annotation, molecular function: protein tyrosine kinase activity; ATP binding.